Messenger RNA from Lepus europaeus (European hare), 2560 nucleotides. It is a transcript of the gene VILL, whose product is annotated as villin like. Gene Ontology annotation, biological process: cytoskeleton organization; actin polymerization or depolymerization; actin filament severing. NCBI's taxonomy places the organism in Eukaryota, Metazoa, Chordata, Mammalia, Lagomorpha, Leporidae. Gene Ontology annotation, molecular function: actin filament binding; phosphatidylinositol-4,5-bisphosphate binding. The transcript has 19 exons. Bases 14 to 2560 code for a protein of 848 amino acids. Gene Ontology annotation, cellular component: cytoplasm; actin cytoskeleton. The record is from RefSeq and is a predicted model, not a curated record.
UGCCUGGCCUAGGAUGGACCACAGCAAGGACCUCCCGGCCAUCGAGAGAAACAGGGAGCUCCACAUAUGGAUCCUGGAGAACCAGAAGAUGCUGCCGGUCCCUGAGCAGGCUUACGGGAACUUCUUCGAGCAACACUGUUACAUCGUGCUGCACGUCCCUCAGAGCCCCAAGGCCCAGCAGGGGGCGCCCAGCGACCUGCACUACUGGAUCGGGAAGGAGGCGACGUUGGAGGCGCAGGGCGCCGCGGCCGCUUCCGUGCAGCGCCUGCAGGAGGCGCUGGAGAGCCCCUGCGUGCAGCACCGCGAGGCGCAGGGCCACGAGUCCGCCCGCUUCUGCAGCUACUUCCGGCCCGGAGUCGUCUACAGGAAGGGAGCCCUACCCUCCGACCACAGGCACGUCCAGACCAACACGUACGACAUCCAGCGGCUACUGCACGUCCGGGGCACAAAGCACGUUUCGGCCACCGAGGUGGAGCUCUCCUGGAACAGCUUUAACAAGGGGGCUGUCUUCCUGUUGGACCUGGGCAAGGUGAUGAUCCAGUGGAAUGGGCCCAAGACCAGCGCCUCCGAGAAGUCCCGGGCGCUGGCCCUGACCCGCAGUCUCCGGGACAGGGAGCGUGGAGGUCGCGCACAGAUCGGGGUGGUGGAGAACGAGGCCGAAGCCGGCGACCUCAUGCAGAUCAUGGAGGCCGUGCUGGGCCGCAGACCGGGCAGCCUGCACGCCGGGGUGCCCACCAAGAGCACCGCCCGGCCGCACGAGGCCGCCGUCCGCCUCUCCCGCGUCUAUGAGAAGGGCGAGGACCUGGUGAUCCAGGAGGUGGCCACUCAGCCGCUGACCCAGGACCUGCUGCAGGAGGAGGCCUGCUACAUCCUGGACCAGGCCGGCUCGAAGAUCUUCGUGUGGCAGGGCCGCAGGUGCAGCCUCCCGGAGAAGCGGGCGGCCUUCAGCCGGGCCGUGGGCUUCAUCCGGGCCAAGGGCUACCCGCUGUACACCAACGUGGAGGUGCUGCACGACGGCGCCGAGUCGGCCGCGUUCCAGCAGCUCUUCCGGACGUGGUCCAGGGCGCCCGGCGGGCCCCGGCGGCCAGAGGGGCGGGGUACCGGGGUUCAGGUCAAGCUGGACGCGGGCAGGCUGCACAGCCAGCCUGAGCUAGCCGCCCAGCUCAGGAUGGUGGACGACGCGUCCGGGAAGGUGGAGGUGUGGUGCCUCCGGGACUCACGCAGGCAGCCCGUGGACCCCAAGCAUCACGGCCGGUUGUGUGCAGGCAACUGCUACCUCAUCCUGUACACCUACGAGAGGCUGGGUGUUGUCCACUACAUCCUGUACCUGUGGCAGGGCCACCAGGCCACCGCAGCUGACAUCCGGGCCCUGACCCACAAUGCUGAGGAGCUGGAGCUGGUGUACCAGGGAGCGCUGGUGCAGGUGCACGUGACCAUGGGCAGCGAGCCCCCCCACUUCCUCGCCAUGUUCCGGGGCCGGCUGGUGAUCUUCCAGGGGAGCGCUGGCCACGGCGGCAAGGAGCAGCCGGCACCCACCCCCAGGCUGUUCCACGUGCAGGGCACUGAGCCGCACAACACCCGCACCAUGGAGGUGCCAGCCCGGGCCUCGGCCCUCAGCUCCAGCGACGUCUUCCUGCUGCUCACAGCCACUGCGUGCUACCUCUGGUUUGGGAAGGGCUGCAGCGGCGACCAGCGGGAGAUGGCCCGCACAGUGGCCACGGUCAUCUCGCAGAAGAGCGAGGAAGUGACGGUGGAGGGUCAGGAGCCUCCCCACUUCUGGGAGGCCCUGGGAGGCCGGGCCCCCUACCCCAGCAACAAGAGGCUCCCGGAGGCAGCGUCCGGCUUCCAGCCCCGGCUGUUUGAGUGCCGCAGCCCGACGGGCCGCCUGGUCCUCUCCGAGGUGGCGUCCUUCAGCCAGGAGGACCUGGACGAGCACGACGUCCUGCUACUGGACACCUGGCAGGAGAUCUUCCUGUGGCUCGGGGCAGCCGCAGGUGCGCGGAAUGCUGCGUUGGUGGCCUGGGGCCGGGAGUACCUGGAGACCCACCCGGCAGGGAGGAGCCUAGCCACGCCCAUCCUGCUGGUCAGGCAGGGCCGAGAGCCUCCCACCUUCACCGGCUGGUUCUCCUCUUGGGACCCCUACAAGUGGACGGGUAACCAGUCCUCCCAGGAGGUGGUGGAGGCCAGCUCGGGGACAGCACCCGCCCUCUCUGAGGUCACAGCGGAAGUCUGCAACUUCCAGCUCUCGCGGCCGGCCCAGGGCAGGCCGGGUCCCGUGGCUCCGCAGGCCCCCACGGGCUUCCAGGACAGCUCCGAGAGCCAGCCUGAGCAGGGCCCCAGGGCGGGCGGCAGCAGCUCCCCGGUCAGCGGGGCCCUGCCCCGCGAGAGGCUCAUGCACCAGGCCGCUGAGGACCUGCCCGAGGGCGUGGACCCCACCCGCAAGGAGUUUUACCUCUCAGACUCGGACUUCCAAGACCUCUUUGGGAAAUCCAAGGAGGAGUUCUACAGCAUGGCCCAGUGGAAGCAGCAGCGGGAGAAAAAGCAGCUGGGCUUCUUCUGA